CGGGUCUGCGUGACGUCAGCGCGCAGGCCAGCGUGCUGGUAUAAAUAGCCGCGGCGGCCCGGUUGAGAAGCGACGGUGGAGGUGAGGGAGUCGGAGUCGGAGUGGGGGCUGUGACCGUGACCGGGGUAACUGCUGGCGUCCUGCUCACCGCUAAGACCAAGAUGAACCCAACACACGCCCAAGGUGGGGAAACUACCAACAUCCAAUUCAAGGAUUCGUUAACUAACUGUAUGCAGGCCAAACGAGAUCUGGAAAUGGCCAUUAAUACCAUCAUUCAGGCCGACCAAGAAAUGAAAGCAAAUAGUCAUGAGGUAAAAUUUCAAAUUCAUAGUUGUAUCAGCCGUCACAUGGAGUGCCUGCGGAGUAGAGAGGUUUGUCUCUUGGAGCAGAUUGACCUUGUUCAACAGCUGAAAGAAGAAUCCUUGCACCAACAAAUUCAGCAGCUUUACUGGCUGCUUGGCCAGUUCAAUUGCCUUAUUCAUCAAUUGGAAUAUCCCCAGAAUAACCAGCCAAUUAAUCAAAUUACAGCCUGCCUGGAGAGAUUGAAGGACCUGACCCUAAAACCAGAGGAAUCUCCCGACCUGAAUUUUGAAGCCGAUAUCCCUUCACUCCGCCAAGCCAUCACAAGCUUCGGGGCCAUCAAAACUCUGGGUUCAGAAAGAGAUUGCAGGAACUCUUGCACCAUGGCAGCUGACCUGGAUUACUGCUUAAUACCAAUGCUGACAAAGAAGGCAAUCCCCAAUGGAAACGAGUGCCCGCUCGCUGACUGGCUGCGCAGCCCCCCUGCUGUGCGGAUGCCAUUCAUUAACAUGCAAGAUCGGCCACUCAAGCAGCCCAGCCAGGGUUCAUCGACAAACAUGAGGGCUUGGGAAUGUCAACAGGGCCUUGAUCACUGGCUGUGUUCCAGUAACCAAAAGAACACCCUAACUGAGAACGUCAUGACUCAACAAUCCACUCAAACCACCACCAGCUGUAACCUGGGACCAAAGGACCCCGGCUAUUAUAGAGACCAGGCCUGGGGUAAACGGCAGGGCCUGGAGCACUGGCUGCUUCCCAACAAGCAGAAGAAUGAUGCAACGGAGAAAGCAACUGUACGACAAUACUUUAAUUCAACCCGUGAGAACCACACUGACAUGAAUUACUACAGGCUGCAGGCGUGGGGGCAUCGUCAGAGCCUUGAGCAGUGGCUCAUCCCUGUUGAGAAGAAAUCUGAUCCUUCCAAGGAAGCUCCUGUUUGUGAGCGUAUUGAGUCGUCCAGUAGUUCGUCCACCUUUGAGCUAGUAGAGCAAUUUGACAUGGAGGUCGUGGACAAAGAGGAGAAAGAGCAGAAGCCACCUAAUGCAAAGACGGGUGGCUCCAAUGUGAAGCAUGCACGUGUAGAGAAAAUGAGCGACAACAGCAGCGAUAAAGGCAAGUGGAAAUCCAUAACCCAGCCAUUCAGAGAGAGGUUUAUUGCCAGCGAGUGGCUUUUGAAGUCCAAGUCUGAAUCCUGCAUUAGUUGCUGUGGAGUUCAAACAAAAGCCAUCGAAAUCGAAAAUCUUGGGAAGCUGAAGUGCCUGAGUGAGCACCAGAAUGCCAAGAAGUUGCCACCAGCGUCACCGAAUGAAGCACGGCACCUUCAGCAGUCAAUGCUGCCAAUUCAAGUUGCCGACGUGUGCAAGGCUAACGAGCCCUGCAGCAGCUUCUCUGCGUGUGUGUGUGGACGGAGCUGCGAGAAGGAAGCCAUCAACGAGUGGCUACUCAAGCAAGGAGGGAAGGACAAGAAUGGAGUGCAGACGGGCCAGCCGAACAAAGGCAUCACAGCGCCAGACAAGAGCGAGUUAGACCAGUGGUUGCACCCCCUGACAAAAUCGGCAAGAGAGCCACUACCCCUGGAGUCUUCUGUCAACGUUCCCGUGAAGUCACUAGAAUAUCUGAAGUCAAACACACCAGUCACCACGCCCAUGAAUCUGGAUAAGUGGAUGCACAAAAUCCCCGCCGGUCCUGAGAAGGGAGCAGAGCUUGAAGUGGAAAAUAAAUUUUUGUUGCGCAAGAAAGCACAAGGACUGAAUGGUAUUCCUGAAGUGACCAAUCUUUUCUCUAAUCUAAGUUUUUCUGUUGGUCAGGAGAAGAUUCCAGGAAAGGAUCAAUCCAAAUUAUUUGAGGAUCUGUUUUCACCUUAUAAGGAGCCCUUUGUUCCAGAGAAAUGGCUAUUCAAAGGUUCUUGCCAGCUUUGAACAAUUGGCGUCACAGAUGAAUUGGCUGACUUGCGUCAGCUACAUUUACCACCUGAAAUUCUGCUGAAUUAAUUCCUUGCUUCUGCCUUGAAGACCACUCUUGUGUUCAAAUCCUUUGUGUGUGAGUUGUACUGUGAAACUGAGUGGCGUCAACAUGCUAUGGAAAUCAUUAUUGAGAUUCCUUCAUUCCCACCCCUCCUCCCAACGGUGACCACUUUCAAUCCAAGCAUCACGCAACUUGUCUCAUUGCUAACACCCUCCAAGACAGAUUAUAGCUACAGGUGAGGUGAAUUAGGUUCAUUAGAUUUGACCUGUAUUGGAGGAUUUCUAGUCGAUUUAGUUAGCAGUACUACUGGUUAUACGGUGUUAGAAAAGGGAGUGGUGAAUUAAAUCGACACGUUAAUCCCUACUGGAAACUUAAGCCUCGUUGCUUUGCAUUAGGCAUUUGAAUUGUUACAGCAGGUGCUGGAAUCAGAGAACAGAGUGCACCAGUCUGUAUUGACAGGCCAAGUCUAAAUUUAACAUUUCAUCAAGCAAUGGAUCAAGCAAAGUUCCAUCCUUGGAUUGAUGUCCCCUGACACUAGCUUUGUCAAAAACAAUUCAAUGUAAUCUUUAACAACGUAAUUGGUGCUAUUCAGUAUUAUUUUAGCACUAAUGGAUAAAUUAUCAGUUGCACCCAGCGAGGAAGGAGAGGAAAAACUUAUCUCUUGCAUUGUUGGAACCAACCAACCAAUUGAUCUACUGCAGUGGUUCUUAACCUGGGGGUCGUUUGGGGCUUUGUCACGGGGUCAUGAAGGGGACAUAAAUAACAUACCAAUUUGUUGAGCCCAUGUUUAGGAAUCUAACAAAGGUACAUACCACAUUCAUUAUUUUGUUUGCAUAUGCGCAUACUGGUGCCAAAAAGGUUAAGAACCACUGAUCUAUUGGUUUCACCGAGACCAGUCAUGAUCUGCCUACAUGCUUAGCAUUUACAUUGCAUUUGACAUCUCCAGUUCAGUGUGAGGCCUCUUUUAGGUGCUGUUUGCUCCUGAUGAUUAGAUUAGGACUCUUGCAUAAAGAGACUGGAAAGGCUCUGGGUGGAUCUGUCAAUAUGCCGAGGACGAAUGAAUGGAUGUGCUUGAUGGUGAUGGAAGGCACAGCUCUGCUGCCUUGCCAUAGACCAGUGGAAUGUGAAAGGAUCAGGCUGCCAUGAGGGCAUCAACAUCGCUGGUCUUGAGAAAACUCACCAUCAGUGGGCAUGUCCUUUUUAUAACUCAUUCAGUUUUUAAUGAAAUCCUUCCCAAUUUCAGUAUAAUGAUCAACUUUUCUCUUUCCCCACAUUAGUUCACUUUGCUGAUGGCAUUAUGUUUUAAUUUAAAUUGUAAAGAUCUGGGUAAUUAUCAAGUCCUUCAAUUACAGUGAUGUGACUUUAGGGGAUUCUCCAAGCCUUUCUGGUCCCCAAGUAUUAGCUUCUUUGUUGUAAUCAGUUUCAUUAUUGUGACCACAACUGCUUUUGUGUAAUCAAAAUAAAUGGAAGCUACACUAAGUUACAUUUAUUUUCUUCUCCAUUGAAAAUCUACCUUGACAUUGCUUCAGCAAUCAUUCUUAUUUAUGGAUUUUGUUUCUAAAUGUAAUCAUCUUAAUAAAAUGCUGCAGCAAAA
Leucoraja erinaceus (little skate) is the source of this 3856-nucleotide messenger RNA. It is a transcript of the gene ncoa4, whose product is annotated as nuclear receptor coactivator 4. Gene Ontology annotation, molecular function: transcription coactivator activity. Gene Ontology annotation, biological process: intracellular iron ion homeostasis; response to hormone. Lineage: Eukaryota; Metazoa; Chordata; Chondrichthyes; Rajiformes; Rajidae. Bases 162 to 2216 code for a protein of 684 amino acids. The record is from RefSeq and is a predicted model, not a curated record. The transcript is spliced from 11 exons.